Molecule: messenger RNA, 2379 nt
Organism: Tarenaya hassleriana
Lineage: Eukaryota; Viridiplantae; Streptophyta; Magnoliopsida; Brassicales; Cleomaceae
Product: protein WVD2-like 4
Exons: 8
Coding region: 697-2085 (462 amino acids)
Molecular function (GO): microtubule binding
Source: RefSeq, a predicted model, not a curated record
AAUCACUUUGAUUUCAGUGUGUUCUUCAUGACUUUGUGUCGUGGGAACUGUUGUUGAAAUUCCUUAGUGGGGUUUUCUCCGUGGUUCUGUUCUUUGUAACAAAAUUGGAUUUUGAUUUGUGGCCUUUGCUUUUGGUCCGUUGAUGGAAUCUGGGUUUUGUUUGGUUGCUGAGAAAAUGCAGCAUAAUGGUUCUGGGAGAACAUGUGUGAUGCGCUGUUUUAAUCGUCCCGACGCGAAGUUUGUCUUGACCAUAUUGGAAAGCAAAGUUAUCUGAAUUCGAAUUUAAGUCGAACUCGAGUGAUUUAAAUAGGAAUUAUGAUAUGAAUUCUCAUUGAGUUUUUGGAAUCUUCUGAAUCUAUGGCCUGUUGAUGAGUUUAGUGUAGUGUAUAUUGUUAGAUGAUGUUUAAGAUGACAGAUCCAAUAUGCUUUAGAGUCUGUAUUUGGAGUAAUAAACUGUCACGAUUUGACGAAACCAUAGAAUCUCUGUUUCUUGAGAACUUUCGGUCUGGAAUAAUGAUAAUUAGCAUCAGCAAUUGUUCUCUCUGAUGUUUUUUAGUGUAGGGCUGAAUAAUCAAAUCAUCAAAUGGAAAAUUGCUUGGUUCCUCAAGAAACCAAGAUACGGUCUUAGCGUUUGAACCAAGGGGGCUUGGUUUGGUUCACCGUUAGUGGAUAUACUUUUGCUAUUUUGUGGCAGGAAUGGCAUCUGAGAAAGGCAUAGCAGUGGAGGAUGAGAGUGUUAUCACUGAGAUGAAUACCGAAGAGCAACCUGUCCUAGAAUCAAAGAAAGAGGAAGCUAAUGUAUAUGAGAGUGGCAAGAAUCCGAACGAACCAGAAAAUCUUGAAUUAUCUGGGAAGAAAGUGGAGAAUAUGGAUGAGAAUGUUCCAGAAGCUAAAAUCUCGAAACCCGUUAUGGAAACAAGCAAUCAAGAUUCGGGUACUUCGAAGAAAAGCAAAAUGGCCAAGGAGAAGGCUGUUCCAAAACACCAAGGGACAUUUUCUCGGAGCCCGAGAUUCCUUUCUCAAAGUCUUUCAUUCCCAUCUCGAGGACCUCAUGCUGCUAUUACUAGAAAGAGCAUCGGGGCUGCAUCUAAGACUACCGUUAAAUCUGUCCUUGUGAACGGACCAAACCCUAAGGUUGCAGCAUCUCCGAGAAGCAAUGUUUCCACCAAGCGGACAAGUUUGGUAUCCACGCUCCAUAAAAAACAAAUAACGCCUGCAAAACCCGGUUCUGAGGAUGCUGCUCUGGACCCUACUUCAGAAGUUUCAAAGUCGGGAGAUAAGGAUUCUAAACCAGUGAAAGGUGAAAUGCCCAGCAAAGAUGAUGAGGACACACGUUCUACUACGACUUCAACUUCAACUCCUCGAGGGCGGAGAAGCAUUGGAUCCGCAUCUGGAUUUUCAUUCAGGUUGGAGGAACGGGCAGAAAAACGCAAGGAGUUCUAUACCAAACUAGAAGAGAAGAUCCAUGCAAAGGAAAUUGAGAAGAGCAAUUUGCAGGCAAAAUCAAAGGAGAACCAGGAAGCAGAGAUAAAAAAACUAAGGAAAAGGUUGACAUUCAAGGCAUCUCCUAUGCCGAGUUUCUAUAAAGAACCUCCACCGAAGGUUGAGUUGAAGAAGAUACCAACUACUCGUCCAGUUUCUCCUAAACUUGGACGCAAAAAGGGUAAUGUGGAUACAGUCGGAGGUGAAGCUGGUUCUUGUGCCAGCCCUCGUGUGAGCCUUGAGAACAUUAGUUCCGGAAAAGGAAUGCUGAAACAAAAGGACUCAUCUAUUCUGGAGAAACCUGUCACAAAAUCCCAGCCAAAACUUCAAACCCGAGAAAUUUCAGACUCAGAUAAAAUCGAGAAGCCAUUGAAGCCGAAACCAAAGAAAACAGAACCGAGAAAGCACGCCAAGAAAGAAGAAACAAAGAAAGCCGAUGAAAACCUGAACUCUGUAUCUGAUACUCUCAUUCAAGAAAAUGAAGAGACCGCUAAAGAAGAGCAGAACAGUUCUACCUCUGAUGUUCCGAAUAAGAUCGAGAAACUGAACUUGAACAUUCCAAAGGCUGAGAUUAUUACAAGUGAAGUUGUGGCCGGAGGCUGAAGACAACCUAAGGGUUAAGGAUCAAAGAGCAGGUCUGGUUCUAUUGUUCUGUGUUUUUUUUUUCUCUAUAAUGUGAAUACAUUCCUUGCGUGCACCUUACAGCAUUCUUUUUACUUUAUUUCUUACUACGCAAGUCAUACGGUCUCUUGCGAUGCAAUACUCGUCUUUCGAGUUGCAGUGUAAAGAAGGGUGUCUUUUGUUUAUGCUUAAUGCUUUUGUAUUUUGCAUUUUUUUUUUGAACUUUGGUAAAUUCGACAAUGUAAAAAAUUUUUGGUAAAAGGUUUUUGUAUUUCA